Molecule: messenger RNA, 1800 nt
Organism: Sporisorium graminicola
Lineage: Eukaryota; Fungi; Basidiomycota; Ustilaginomycetes; Ustilaginales; Ustilaginaceae
Exons: 1
Coding region: 1-1800 (599 amino acids)
Biological process (GO): protein deubiquitination
Cellular component (GO): nucleus
Molecular function (GO): cysteine-type deubiquitinase activity
Source: RefSeq, a predicted model, not a curated record
AUGUCAUCGUCAACACCACAGCAGCAGCUCAUAGCGUACAUACAUCACGAGCGGCAAGAACCAGGCAGCAUGCUGUGCGCCCAGCACGCGCUCAACGCCUUACUGCAGGGUCAAUACUACGACGCUUCGCAGCUCGCGCAGAUCGCCACCGAGCUCGAUCAGCUCGAAGCGUCCGAGCUUGGGCUCAGUGCAGCCGACAUUGCAGCGCGCGACCGUGCGAGCCUCAACAUGGACGACGCAGGGUUCUUCAGCGUCUCGGUGCUUGAAAGGGCGCUUCAAGUGUGGGGGAUCUCGAUCUGCAAUUGGCGUUCGGCUGAGAUGAGGACGCGACACGACGCACCGGAGCGAGAGGCGGCGUUUGUGCUGAAUCUCAAUAGCCAUUGGUUCACCAUCCGCUCUUUCGGCACUUCGAGCAAGUUUUGGUACAAUCUCAAUAGCUUCUUGGCAGAGCCACAGUGGAUUGGGAACAAUUAUCUGGGCACGCUGCUGCACACCGCCGAGACGGAAGGCUACUCGGUGUUCGUCGUCCAGGCAUCAGAGGGGAGUGCAGGUCAGGGACUGCGCGAAUCCGACGCUGACCAGAUUGCGGAUCACCUUCCACCACCCGGCGCCGCUUCCGCCAGCGCUCACUCCAGCUUGGCGAAUCAGGGCCUUCGACCAGCAGGUGACUCAACAGCAGCCCCAACCACGCCAUUGCCCUCCGCCGCCACACCAAGUUUCGGUCUGGGCGCCGAGGAAGAAGAUGCCGAGUUGCAGGCCGCUCUCAGCGCGAGCCUUGAACAGCACACGCUCGCGGCUGCACCGGACACACCGAGCCGGUCUCGCGUCCGACAGAUGCGCAGUGGGAGCGAUGAAGGCGCCGCGGGCGGCGUGGAUUAUAGCGUGGGCGAGACGGAUGCCGACAUUGACGCGAUCGCGCCUUCGCGACGUCGACACCGCGCGGGAUAUCCUGAUCCGGUCGAUGAUGAUCUGCGCAGAGCUAUGGAGGCGAGUCUGUCGAGCUCAAAUCAGCCUUCAAGAACGAGCAGCUCCGUCCACAUCCCCACAGUAGCAGCUGAAUCUUCAUCGUCUGCCUCAACAUCGUCUCGGCCCGUAGGCCGUCGGAAACGUCGCGCGCAAGAACGCCAAUCGGGCCUCUCUCGCGACGACGCCAUCGACCUGGAUGAUUCACGCGACGACCUUUCGAGCGAUAUGGAAGAACUCCGACCCGCGAGCCUGUCGCAUCGCUCGCCAUUCCUCAGUCCCGCCAUGGCGGCCGCCAACCGCAACAACGAAGACGUCGAAGAGAUUGUCGACGAUGAUGAUGACGAAGACAUUCCCAGCGACGACGAGUCCGUAAAUCCGUUCAGUGUCCGCGGCGCACCGGAAGCAAGCGCAGUCAUCGGAGCACGACAGGACCGACACUACGACGACGAGGAUGCAGAGCUGCAAGCGGCACUCGCGGCGAGUCUGGGCGACACAGAAGCCGCGGCCCGGUUUGCUGCCGAGAACCCCACUCGUGGCGAACGGCAGCGGGGUGGCGUGGAUGAGGAGGCUGGCGCGGCGAUCCCGGAUGAUGUGGAUCGCAUUUCAAAAAUGCGCGAAGAAGCACGGAGGAAGGCGAGAGAGGAACAGCAUAGGCAGGAACGCUUGGCGAGGGGCGAAGCGGUGGAGGAGGACAAAGGGACGAGUGCGGCUGCAGGCACCAGUGGUGGUGGCGGUGGCGGAGACGGUGGUGAUGACGAGCAAGACGAAGAGUCCGAGGCGGAAGAAGUAAGCGCGGAAGAACUGCGUCGGCGUCGACUGGCUCGUUUCGGGUAG